UCACACCGCCUGGCCUUCUCCAUGGGGGCUGACCUCUUCUCAGUGGCGGGCGGCCUGCUGCUGCCCGGCCUGGCUGUGCUCAUGCAGGACUGGCACCUUCUGCAGGGGCUGAGCGCCCUGGUGACUGGGCUCUUGCUGCUCUUCUGGGGGUUCCCAGCCCUGUUCCCUGAGUCUCCCUGCUGGCUGCUGGCCACAGGGCAGGUGGCCCAAGCCAGGAAGAUCCUGUGGCACUUUGCAGAGGCCAGUGGUGUAGACCCCGAGGACAGCUCAGAGGAGGAGAACUCCUUGGCUUCAGAGCUCGCCAUGUUGCCUGCAGGGAGUCCCCAGCCCCAGUUCCACUCCCUCCUGGGGCUCCUGCACACCCGUGUCGCUUGGAGAAAUGGGCUUGUCCUCAGCUUCAGCUCGCUGAUUGGUGGGGGCAUCAGGGCCAGCUUCCUGCGCAGCCUGACCCCUCAGGAGCUGACCUUCUACCUGCCCGACUUUCUGGAGGCAGUGGUCACGGUGUUCCUGCUCCUGACGGUGGAUCGCUGUGGACGCCGCCCCAUCCUGCUGCUGGGCACCAUGGUCACAGGCCUGGCAUCCCUGGGGCUCCUCGCUGGGGCCCAGUACCUGCCAGGCUGGACCACGCAGUCCCUCUCUGUCCUGGGGCUCCUAGCUUCCCAGGCCGUGUCUUCGCUCAGCAGCCUCUUUGCAGCUGAGGUCUUUCCCACAGUGACCAGAGGAGCCGGGCUGGGCCUUGUGCUGGGGGCCGGCUUCCUGGGCCAGGCAGCCGGCCCCCUGGACGCCAUGCACGGCCGGCGGGGCUUCUUCCUGCAGCAUGUGAUCUUCACCUCCCUCGCCAUCCUGGCCCUGCUCUGUGUCCUGCUGCUGCCUGAGACCCGGGGCCGGGGGCUGCCACCGUCCCUACAGGACGCUGACUGCCUGCGCCGUUCCCCACUCCUGCGUGGCUGCCCCCACCAGGACCAUCUGCCCCUGCUGCAACCUGCCCAGCCCUGGUGGGCUGGCCAUGGCCCCGAGCAGCCCUAGUCCUGCCUGGUAGCCCUGAGAGCCAGGACGGGGAUAUCCCAGUCAAGGGC
Molecule: messenger RNA, 1076 nt
Organism: Carlito syrichta (Philippine tarsier)
Lineage: Eukaryota; Metazoa; Chordata; Mammalia; Primates; Tarsiidae
Gene: SLC22A31
Product: solute carrier family 22 member 31
Exons: 6
Coding region: 22-1026 (334 amino acids)
Biological process (GO): transmembrane transport
Cellular component (GO): membrane
Molecular function (GO): transmembrane transporter activity
Source: RefSeq, a predicted model, not a curated record